GUGCAGAUCAAUUCAAUCUUGAUCUUUAAUCUAUAAUGCAGUACACAAACAUAUAACUUUGUAAUUAGUUUCAAAGGAUGCUAUUUUUCCAUGCAGGUACUCUGAAGAAAACAAUAAAGAUGAGGAAAUCAAAUUUUGUUGCUCUCUCCUAUUGUUUGAUACAGUUGGUUGUAACAUAUGAGCUGCCGGGUGAUUGUAAUUUCUUUAAUACCGUUCUCACAUGUCAGCGAUUAAUACCGAGUGAAAUUCCAGCUGGAACUCAAACUGUUUACAUCAAGGAUUACGAUAACAACAAUAUAGGACAAGGAAGAUUUGCACAUUCUAGUUGGGGAUCAGUAAAACAGUUUGAUAUUAAUGCCAAUAUUGAGAUAUACCUCCAAAUUAACAGUUUUGUAUUUCUUGGGUUAGAAAACAUGACAACACUCGGAAUCCAUGCCCGGAAGGGAAAUAUUAUAUAUGAAAAAGCUUUUGUCGGAGUUGAUCUUGUAGAAAAAUUGGACCUCUCUAAUAUGAUUUAUUUAGAAUCGGAAACACUUAUUAAACCGUUAUUGUAUGGUAACGUGUUUCCAAAUCUUCGUGUUUUAAUCUUAGAGAAUGUGAAUACGGAACAGAACAAUUUUAAUUUCAACUUUUCACGAAGUUUCGUCGAAAUGGUCAGGUCGAAAAAUAUAACAGAACUAAGUUUAAGAGGUACUAAUCUUCUAAUAGAAAGAAAUUUGAAUGCCAUUUCAACUGGGGUGCAUAUUCUAGAUGUUUCGAACGUAAGUGUUUCUGUUACAAAAGGUUUUAAAUUUGGCAUUACUUUUCCACAUUUAAAAAUAAUAAAUUUUUCUAACUCCGUAUCCAGAUAUUUUUCAAGCAAACGUUUUGCCAACCGCGUUAAAACUGCAUACUGCAACUUUGAAAGCCUUCCGUUAGCGACGCUAGAGAAAUUUUAUGCAAACUUCUUUUAUCGUGGUAAAGAGGUUUAUGUCAACAAUGUUACAAUUGAUAUUUCUGCACCGUGCUUUCAAGUGAUGAAGAUUGAAGUUUUACACCUUCGAGGAAACAUGCUACCUGUCCUGAAUGCAACAGUUCAUCUUCCGGUAAACUUCUCCCUAUACGAACUUGAUUUAUCCUUGAACAGCAUGACAUUUCUAUCUGCAUCAGUCUUAAAAGACAUGGUAAAUCUUAACAAUUUGUAUCUUGGUGAACAUCUAUUGUUCAAAAUGACAAGCCAUCCUGAUUUUAAAAUCCUUUUCAAACCUUUGCAAAGGCUUAAAAGAUUAUCACUUGCUUACAAUCAGAUAACAUAUAUUCCUGAACAGAUGUUUCUUCACAAUUUAGAUCUAGAGUGGCUGGAUUUGCAAGGGAAUUUUUUAAUGACUACAUCGUUUUUGCAUUCACAAAUGUCAAAAUUGAUCUUUCUCAAUAUAUCUCACAAUAGAAUCGCAUACCUCACUGGUGAUGAUUUAAUGAAACUAAAGAAAAUAGCUACCGGAAAUGGAAGUAAACUGCCAGAAGUUAUGAUGAAUGACAAUCCCUUUGAAUGCUCAUGUGAAAGUGUUGGCUUUAUAGAGACGAUUCGUACAAAUAUUUUGAAUAACACUGGACAAUAUAUAUGCAAUUUUGAAACAGAAAUGACCCCAAUCAAUGACAACAGCAUAGCAAAAGCGAAAUUUCUUUGUAUCAGAGCAAUUUUUUAUACCAUUUCUUCAGUUAUAUCUGUGUUGGUAGUUCUGUCAUUAUUCAUAACGUUCUUGUUAACUUUGCGUUAUUUUCGUAAAAAGCGACGACUAACCAAAUUACAAACUUUACUUCAAAAGUUCAACAAAGGUCUGCUACGCGAAAAUUUCCUCUGCUCACUAUCUUAUAGUGACAGCGAUGCGGAAGUUUCAAAUCAGUUAUAUAUACGUUUAGAGGCCUUACUAAAGGAUAUAACCAAAUGCGAAAGAGAUGCUAUAUGUAUUGAUUUUAAACAUUAUCGAGCAGGUAAAUCAAUAGUAGAAGAAAUUAUAAGAUGUAUCUCUGGAUCACUUGUUGCAGUAUUUGUAGUUUCUGAGGCCUUUUGUCGAAGUGAUUGGUGUUGUUUAGAAGUCAAAGAAGCAUACGAACAACAAAAACCAAUUAUUCUCAUCUUCGUGGAAGAGGUAUCGGAAGAAAGUAUGACGAUUUACAUCAGGAACAUAUUUAACCGUUAUACUCGGGGUAAGCUUGUUGAGACAGAAAACGGCGAAGUGGACUACAUGCCUGGUGGCCUUAAAGGACUUUGCAAUUCAAUUAUCUUGUUAGGAAGUGAGUCGAGCAGCCAACGGGUGACUCAAGUGUAAAGUACAUAAAAAGGAAUAAAAUAGUGAAACAGAAACAAAACAGAAACAAACAUUAAUUACUGACAAAUUUGAUAUUUUGAAGAUGCAAAAAUGAAUGGACAUUAUAGAACAAUAAUUUUAAAAUUUAUAAAUCGCAACACUUAAAGGAUGCACCUAAUUAAGUUUUUUCUUCAAAAUAUCAGUAUUUUUCUUAGCAAGAGAUAUAUAGAGAUAAACAUGUACUUGGUGUUUAUUGUAUAUGCAUAUGUAAGUUGUUCUAAGUCCCCAUACGUACAAAAACACACACCAAGUUAGGUGGUCCUUUUGAAAUUUGGUCAGAGAUGUAAAUCAUCCAGAGUUACGUCCUACUGUGAACUGACAAUGUCUCUAGUUGGAACGUUAAUGCCACGUCGGUAUAGAGAACAAUACAAAAGAGGCCUUAUUUUCAGUAAUGCCUUCACUGACAAUGAGUGGAAUGUUUGCCCAAAAACGUCAAACAUAAGAUAGACCAUGUGGCAUUUUGUCAUAAGUGAUAUGGGAUUACAUUACUAAAAGGAUUUGAUAAACUAACCUAGAAAUAUUCAAGUUGCUAUUCUUCUCAAUGUUAUUUUCAACGGGGUCAAAAAAUCUCGGUUUUUUUUUAUCUGAGACUGCUAUAUCUUAUUUUCAACAGCAGAACACUGAGUGGUUAUUACAAUGCAGUUCGAGGCCAGUUGACUGUGUACAUUUAGCAGUACAUGUUGAUAUUUGUAUAUAAUUAUCAUCCACUUGGUUCAUUGUUUCAAUAUUAUGUUUUACUUUAUGAAUGUUCUACGCAUAU
Molecule: messenger RNA, 3108 nt
Organism: Mercenaria mercenaria
Lineage: Eukaryota; Metazoa; Mollusca; Bivalvia; Venerida; Veneridae
Product: toll-like receptor 1
Exons: 2
Coding region: 78-2309 (743 amino acids)
Biological process (GO): signal transduction
Molecular function (GO): protein binding
Source: RefSeq, a predicted model, not a curated record